Molecule: messenger RNA, 5757 nt
Organism: Eleginops maclovinus (Patagonian blennie)
Lineage: Eukaryota; Metazoa; Chordata; Actinopteri; Perciformes; Eleginopidae
Product: protein sel-1 homolog 3
Molecular function (GO): protein binding
Source: RefSeq, a predicted model, not a curated record
GUCACGCCACCACAUCAGACACACAAUAACAACUUCAUUUGUCAAAUGGAUCCGUAAUGAACUCCUGGACUAGUGUCAGACUGAGUAUGAAGGGGUUCCGGUCUCUCUGCUGCGGGCCGGUCUGGUUUGCUGCUGUCUUGGUUAUUGCAGCCUCUUCCCCCCAUCCUGCUGAAAGUUUAGUGGGGUUCCCGUCGGCCCCCGGUAAAGGAGGACCCAGCUCGGUGGCCCAGGUCCUAAAGGUCUCGAGGAACAGAAACCGUCAGUGUGCGCACGAAUCUGCUGCCGUGGAUCUGCUGCAGUUCCCCCUGGCGAGUCCCGGGGAGAGCUUCGGCGUGCUCCGCAGGUUCCAGCCUUUCAGGCAGCGAGCCCUGGAGAGCAGCCGGCUCCACGCUGUCUCACGGCCCAGCGCCACGCUCUCUGUGAGUGUGUACCUGCUGAGGUGGUGUCAGCAUGCGCUCUGCGGGAUCAUCCAUCACGUCGGGCGGGGGAACCGCUACGGCCUCCUGAUGCAGCUCACACACUCAGGAGACCUCAUCGUUCAGGCCCGGUCGACUGCAGGAGGAGCUAAAGCUUUCCAAGCCGGAGUGGUGCUGCCCCGCAGGAAGUGGAUCAGAUUGGACUGCUCCAUCCAGGACUCCAAGGUCCUGCUCGAUGCAUCGUGGGACAACGAGACCCGCAGACGUGAAUACGAAUUCCAGGACAGCGUCCAUCACGACGACACUGAGGGGUACUUCGUGAUCGGAGGGAGCCGGUUCAUGUCGGGCAUCCAUGGGUUCUUUGGACCCAUCAGAUACUACCGUCUGGGAACCAAAGAGGUGAAAAACCAACAUCACAUCGAGUCCACCUCCCAGCAACUGGACCAGACUCUGCAGGAGUGCCAGGAAAUGAAAGACCUCACCAGAGCAUUUCUACAGGAAGUCUCCGAGAGUCACCUGGAUUCAGCAGAUGCCUGCACCCCUCCCUCUGCAGGACUAUGGGGCCAGUCUGCAGAGAGAACCUGCACCCAGACCUGGAGCCGGGAGGAACAGCUGAAAUACAGAACGCUCUUUCAGUUCCUGCAGACCAAGGAGGAGGACUUCAGGACAGGGUCUCCGGGGUCUCUGGGGUCUCUGGGGUCUCUGGGAGUGAAGCAGCUCGGGAGUGCUGCGUUUGAGGAGGCGCUGGGUUCAGUGCUCUCUGUGGAUCAGGCUCAGAAUGAAACCUCCUUCAGAUCCAGGUCUCUGCUGCGGGUGUCCUCCUGCUUUGGAAACCACAGAGCGUCCCUCCUGCUGGCCUCACUCCUGCUGUCCGGCCUGGGAAACCCCGUGCAUCAAACACAGGGUCACGCCUACAGUCUGAUCGGCGCAGCAGGCGAUAAUCGCUUCGCCCUGAUGCAUGCUGGGUACAAGCACUCACAGGGACUUGACGGGUUCCCCAAAGACCUGGACGCGGCCUACAGCUACUACUCCAACGCCGGCACUCAGAGCAGCAUCGACAGCAACCGGAUGCAUCGCCAGGAGGAGCAACACGCCGUGGAACACAUUUACCUGAGCCGUGCGGAGGACCUGCAGAGCCUCUCACACCACAGCACCGACCUCUUCCAGUUUGUGAAGCACCAGGCGGAGAGCGGGGACGCGGACUCUCAGAGGCGUCUGGGCUCCAUGCUGUUCUGGGGUCAGCACGGGGUCUCCAAAGACCUGGGGGGCGCCGUGAAGUGGCUCGAGAGGAGUGCCCUGCAGGGGGGGGAUCCGGCAGCCAUGUACGACUACUCCGUCCUCCUCAUGAAGGGUCAGGGCAUCGUGAGAAAUCGCACCCGGGGGGUCAAGCUGCUGGAGAGAGCUGCAGAGAUGGGUUCGGUGAGCGCUCUGAACGGGCUUGGCUGGUAUUAUGGUAUGGUUCUGAAGGACCACAGGAAGGCGCUGAGGUUCUUCCAGCAGGCGGCGCUGAAUGGCAGCGAGGACGGGAUGUUCAACCUGGGCAUCUACCACCUGAACGCGAAGAACCCCGACGACCCGGCCCGGAACGAGACGGCUGCGUUCCAGCAGUUCCUGAAUGCAUCGCAGCGCGGCCACGUUGCGGCAUCGGUGGAGGCGGCGUGGUACCUAUCCACCGGAGGGGGGGGGGGUCCUCAGGACGUGGAGGGGGCGGUGAUCCUGCUGAAGAAGGCGUGUGAGCAGAACGGACACCUGGGGUACCUGAUCAGAGAUGCCCUGCAGGCCUUCCUCCGGGACGCUCUGAAGGAGGCCUUUGUGAAGUACGUCCUGGCAGCUGAAACUGGUCUGGGUUUAGCUCAGAGCAACGCAGCACACCUGUGUGAGGUCCUGCAGCUGGGUGCUGCCUGUCAGUGGAGAUAUCAUAACCUCUCUGUGGUGAACUACUACCCCCACCCGUCCGCUCUGCUGAAGAUGGGAGACCUCUACUACUACAGCGGGCGGGGGGGUGCUGUAUCCGGGGUGGGGGGGGCAGACCCUGCGAUGUUGAUGUACGGCAGAGCGGCAGCGGCCGGCAGCCCUCAGGGGAUGUUCAACCUGGUGGUUCUGAUCCAACAAGGACACGUCCUCCCCCCAAGGGUCCUCCGCCUGAUGAACCUGACGCAGCAGAACGAGAUGGACAUCCAGCUGCACAUCCUGCACAGGUGUGUGCAGGUGGAGGAGGAUGGCUCUCUGACGGGCUGCAGGUUGGAGCUGAUCCGGGUCCAGCUGGGCAGCGCCUGCAGGAAGAUGCUUCAGAGCGCAGCGCAGAGAGUCCUGACAUAUGCAUCGCUCCUCUCCCUCCUCCUACUCCUCGCUGUCCUCCUUCCACUGCAGAGCUGCCUCCAACACAGAGUGUGUGCUCGGAGGACGUCACCUGUCAGACACCUGAACAGAGAGCAAAGCAUCAUGGGAAGACGCCUGCGCCCCAUCCUGCAGGCCUGCGAUGUGUGUGUGACGGUGUGUGGUGUGUGUCUGUGUGUGUUCUGCACCACCCUCCUGCACCACCUGCUGUGAUGGACAGAGGGAGUUCCUCCUGCUGGGUAUAAGGCUUCAGGGAGGGGGGGUCGGGAAGCAGAGGAAAGACAGUUACACAACAGGAGGGGGGGUUAUUUUCCCAGCUGUGUAUUCUGUUUAAAAUGUCUGUUAUCAAAGUCAGUAAACAUCCUGCAGAGUGCUUCAGCAGCGGGAGCUGUUUCUAUUGAAGAGUAUCUCAUUUAUCUUCUCACUAAGUGAUGGAAAACACAGGAUGAGUAAAACAGGAAGUAGUUUUACUCCAAUUACUGACAUGAAACCAAUCACUGGGUGCGGUCGAAUAGUCCAAAAAGUCUGCUCCUAUGGUCUACCUAUCUACUGUUCCUUGAAUCGUCUCGGGGUUAAGGUGGAGCGCCUUUGAGCGAACAUUAUUGACAAUGGCGACGACAUCCUGCAUCACGUUCUUCAAGCCGAUGUGUUUAGCGCACAGUUGCUCCUGAUGCAAAAUACAAUGGUAUUUAAAAAUCGAGCUACCAAACUCACAGACUUUGUCCGACACAAGUGCAGUAAGGCCUGCUCUCUUACCGACCAUGGCCGGGGCUCCAUCAGUCGUGAUGCCAGAUAGGUUUUCCCACUUCAAACCGUUCUUGUCCAGAACUUGCUGCACUGCCAUAAACAUAUCGACACCUUUUGUUGUCCCUUUCAGUGUUUCAAGGCUCGCUAGUUCUUGGCACACUUCAAAGUCCUCACUGACGCCUCGCAAAAACACCAGCAACUGUGCUGAGUCAGCUAUGUCGGUGCUUUCAUCGAUGGAGAAGCGACCAAGCAGGGCCCGCGGGCCCCAAAUUAGGCAGCCAUGAUGCAGGGGUGGCCAACCCGCGGCUCUCGAGCCGCACACGGCUCUUUGCCCAGUCUCACGCGGCUCCUCAGUUCAUAUGGAAUUUUAAUUGUGGGGUUUUUUUUGCGCAUAUGUAUCCAAGUUCAAAAAGGGUUAACGACACACAAGUUCCAGGCCAAUCGUUACACAGAGUUUUCGACACAGAAGUGCUUUAGCCAAUCAGAAUGCAGAUCCUGCAGUACAGGGGGUGGGUUCUACUGCACUCGUGAUGUGACAGGGAAGGGAGAGAUCUGCUUCUGAACGGCGAAAAUAAACUCAGAUAAAACCGUAAUAACUCAACACAAAGCUGUCAGAUCCAAACGGUAACACUUUGCAGUUGUAGAAGUGUGUGAGAGGGCCUGUUCACGGAAAGCUGGCCACCGACACAGAAGGACUCCUGAGUUGCUGAAUCGCGAUAACGACAUAAGAGAAAGUGCAUCUCUGUCAGCAGAGCUUCUGCCAGUCACAGGGUAAACGUUCAGAUAGUUAUCAUGAGGAUAACUAUCUGAAACACACUUCAUUUAUUUUUAAAUAACUGUCAUGAGGCAGUAUUUGAACCAACCUUAGUCAUGGGUUUGUUUGAAAUAUUGUAAGAUCUGUAAAGGAGUGUUCAACGCAAUGAAUGCCAACUUAGUUCAGAGAAGCAACAUGCAGUAAUAUAACAGUAGUUUUCACAUGAUGAAGUGAGAGUGUGUGUGAGGCAGUGCACACACUCUUAAUGGCUGACAAAAACUGGCCUCUGGUCUGAAUACUUUGUCAAUAUCAUGGUGUGUGACAUUUACAAGAGGUCUGGCUGAGCAGAGGUGUGUCUGUCUGUGUGACGGAGUGUGUCUCUAUUGGUGUGUGUGUGUGUGUGUGUGUGUGUGUGUGUGUCUUUGAGUGUGUGUGUUUGUGUGUCAAUUAUUAUACAUUUUUAGAUUUUCAUUUUCUAUGUGUGAGAGACAGAGAGGGGCACAGAGGAAUAGAGUGAGGGAGCACACCAGUGGCGUAGCUAUACCUAUUUUAGGUGAACUUCGUAGGGUGACCAGAUUUGAGGUGGCGAAAAAGAGGACACUUGCGAUUGUUGGGGGGGAAGUCUAAGUACAGUAGACUUCUGUGCAAAGCGCCAUUCAAUUUAAGUACACGCUUAAUGGUCCCUUGAAAAACAGUGAAAACCGGACGUUUUCAUGAAUUUAUAAACCCCCCCGGACAGGACAUAAAAAGAGGACAUGUCCGGGCAAAAGAGGACGUCUGGUCACCCUAACUUCAGCCCACCUAAAAAAUAAAUCCCACCCAAAUGAACAUUUUGAAAUUGAAAAGAAAAAUGUAUAUAUAUUUUUAUGUCUCACAUUAGUGUUGAGGGUUGUGCCCCCUCCCCUUACCAAGACCACACAGUUCUAUUGUGUAGCCUCUUCAUGUUGCUCUCAAAGUGCACCAGAAGCAUGCACCUCACUGUAAAGUGUUUUUAAACCUCUGCCCGGGGAAGCAUGCCCACGGACCCCCCUAAAGGAUGUGAAGUCCACCCACCCAAACUUCAAAACUAGCUAUGCCCCUGGAGCACACAGAAAGGGUGAGAGCAAAAGAGAAAGGGCAAGAGAGAAGUGGGGGGACAUGCAUCCACGAUGUGUGUAUGAUGUGGCUCUUUGCAGUAACACAGUCAAAUAAUUGUCUCUUCGUCUCUGACUGGUUGGACACCCCUGAUCAAGAGAAUCAGAACAGCUGUUAUCAUGGCGGCCACUGAGGGACCUCCGGGUCAUUUCGCUCCGUUAGGAACCUUCCUGAGAUAAACUGACUAUUCCUCCGCACCCAAGCACUUCCAAAAUGAAUCAAUCAUCAUGAACACUGAAUGCAUAACAAUGACAACCUCAGACCGCGGGGAGAAGAACCAGAGCUGCAGUUCCUCAGACGACCACCAGAGAAUCCAAACUCCUCUGUGUACGAAUCUACAUCACAAAUAAACAUGUACUUUAAAGAGUC